AUGGGAUAUAUUAAUAUGAAUAGCAGUAGCCUUAUUAAGCCAUAUGAUGGGGUUGAGCUUAAUGAGUCGGGGAAAAAGUAUAAGAAAAUAGGGGAAGACAUGCUUAAGCAAAAGAAGCUGGGUGUGGUGAUAAUGAGCGGAGGGCAAGGAACCAGGCUCGGCUCAGAUGCUCCAAAAGGAUUGUUCAAGAUAAAGGGUAAGACUCUUUUUGAGUGGCAUAUGGAGACAAUAAAGGAGCUUAUAAGCAAGUACAGUGCAGAUAUAACUGUAUUUGUCAUGACGUCUUCAUUUACAGAUGAAGCAGUUAGAAAUUACUUUCAGAAAGAGAAAGGGAACUUCGGCCUAAAGAUUUAUUUCUUCAAGCAGAAAAAUUCCUUAUGUGUGGGAACAGAUGGAAAGCCUCUAGAACUCUACGAUGGAUAUGCUGAAUCUCCAUAUGGGAACGGAGAUAUAUUCAAGGCAAUACAGCAAGUCAAUUUUGAAGAGGUAGAGGUCUUGAAUGUUAUCUCCAUAGAUAACAUCCUUGCAAGGAUUCUUGAUCCUGUGUUUGUUGGGGCAUUUUACAGCGGAGAUUACGACAUUCUGAGCAAGUCUGUGACCAAGGAAGAGAAGGAAAGCGUUGGGGCAUUUUUAAUGAAGGAGAAACUUAUAAUCAAGGAGUAUGGUGAGAACGACGCGAAUGGACAAGGAAUACAAGGUAACAUCUGUAACCAUCUGUUCAGAACAUCAUUCAUAAAAAAAAUGAAGAAUGUGGAUCUUCCUGAGCACAAGGCAUUCAAAAAAAUCCCAUACACUGAAAAUGGAAAGCUUAUAAAACCGGAAAAGCCUAACGGAUUCAAGAAGGAGACAUUCAUAUUUGAUAGCUUUGAAUACACAGAAAAGAACGGUGUGAUGAACGUUCCUAGAGAGAAAGAGUUUUCUCCAUUAAAGAAUGGAAUGGACUCAACCGUGGACAACCCAUUGACAUGUGCCUUGGCAGUUGAGAAGCAUAGAAUUCAAACUUCCAUACAAUAA
Molecule: messenger RNA, 1014 nt
Organism: Encephalitozoon intestinalis ATCC 50506
Lineage: Eukaryota; Fungi; Microsporidia; Unikaryonidae
Product: UDP-N-acetylglucosamine pyrophosphorylase
Exons: 1
Coding region: 1-1014 (337 amino acids)
Molecular function (GO): uridylyltransferase activity
Source: RefSeq, a predicted model, not a curated record